AUGUUUCCUAAGUUUAUCCUGGAGGCAGAGCAGGAGUCCAGGUGUUCAUCCUCAGGAGCUGCAGGAACACUCUCCCUGUGUACAAGUAUCACCUGCACCGCUGCUCAGGGCAUGGACCACCAGCACCAGAACCAGCGGCAGAACCAGCAGCAGAACCAGCGGCAGAACCAGCGGCAGAACCAGCGGCAGAACCAGCGGCAGAACCAGCAGCAGAACAAGCAGCAGAAAUGA
Molecule: messenger RNA, 231 nt
Organism: Knipowitschia caucasica
Lineage: Eukaryota; Metazoa; Chordata; Actinopteri; Gobiiformes; Gobiidae
Source: the annotation of a GenBank genome assembly